AUGAAGGCCUGUGUUCCCCUGACAGUGGCCGUGCUCUGCGGCCUGGCCUGGGCUGGCCAAAUGGAGUCACGUGCAUCUCGCUGUAGUGAGGAAUUUGACCGGGAUGCUGCUUGCCAGUGUCCCCGGCACGGGGACUGCUGUGAAGACUAUGAGCGCCUGUGUACAGGCGAGGACCCCAAAGAGCCAGAGCCAUUCCUGGAGGUGGAAGAAGAGAUGGAGGGGGCCCUCCUCUCAGACUUGUACUGGGCACCCAACUCCUGCCAGGGCUGCUGCCUGGAAGCCUUCGACGAGCACCACCUAUGCCACUGCAACGCCCGCGGCCCAGAGUUUGGAAACUGCUGCGAGGAUUUCGAGAGCCUGUGUGGCCAAGAGGGCUUCUCCCACAUCAGCGAUGCCAUAACCGAGGAGGAACUGCGGAGCAUCUCUGAGAAGAUCUAUAGGGCACACACCAGCCAAGCGCAGAAGGAAGGCACGGCUUUCAGUAGCCAAAACCGCAUCUUGCCCUCGGGGACCGCAGACCAAGGAGACCGCUGCCCAGAGCCGCUCUUCACGGAUGUCAAUGAGAAGCUCUUCUCUAAGCCGACCUAUGCCGCCUUCAUCAACCUCCUCGACAGCUACCAGCGGGGCGGGGAGCGCUUCACAGCCCCGCAGCUGGCUGAGCAGGACACCUUCCUCAGAGACGUGAUGAAGACGGCCGUCAUGAAGGAACUCUACAGCUCCCUCCAACAGCAGAAUCGCUACAGCACAGAACAGGAGUUUGUCAACAACUUGAAAAACAUGUGGUUUGGGCUGUAUUCAAGAGGCAAAGAAGAGGGGCACUUGGGUGGCUUUGAACAUGUCUUCUCAGGUGAAGUCAAAAAAGGCAAGGUCACUGGCUUCCAUAACUGGAUCCACUUCUACAUGCAGGAGAAGGAGGGCCCGGUGGAUUAUUACAGUCACAUCUGUGACGGGCCUUGGGAUUCUUACCCCGACCGACGACGAGACGUGCUGGCCUUGCAGUUCAGCUGGGACGGCUACUACAAGGAAGUGGGUUCAACUUUCAUCGGCAGAGCACUUUACUCCCUGUGCUUCAUCGCCAGGCCAGGCAGAGUGUGCCAGUUAAGCCUGGGUGGACAUCCCUUGGCCAUCCAGACCUAUACCUGGGACAAGUCAACCUACGGAAAUGGCAAGAAGUACAUCGCCACAGCCUACGACGUGGUGUCUUCUACCCAAUAGAGCUUCUAGCUAGAGAGGGGUGUGAGGGCAGUGAGAGCUCUUGUCGAACUGAGAUGCUAUUUGCUCUGCGCUGGAGGGGGAGGGAAUGGAGGAGACGGGGAAGGACUCCCCAAUCCAGAAAGGCCCAUGUGAGAAAGAGAGAAAAGAUACAAAUUAGAGAAACAGUCAAAUCUUUGUCCUCCAGCAUUUUGGAAACAGAAGGUGGGGACCCUCAAUAGCUCUUUGCCCUGCUGGGAGGUGGAACCGUGAAUAAGUCCUUGAGGUCUCCAGGCCUCAUGUUUCCUUUUAAUGCAAAGGGAAGGGGUUUGCCCCAUUUCCUCUUUGGGGGGUUGGUGAGAAGGCAAAGCUGAUGACAUGCUUACUGUGAAGGUGUUUUCAAUUGUUCUUAGGAAGAAUGGCUGAUAGAAAUUCAAGGUUACCCUAAUGGCUGUUAUUGUACACAGCUCUGCAAACUGUAAUCACCCCCAUACUGGGGUCUCAAAUAAAUCGGGCUAUGGAGAUCAAGGGUGGGUAUUUGGUCUUUUCUAGGGUUAGAUCCUCUCAGAACAGGGUCUGCGAGAGGGUAACGAGGUUAACGGCUGAUGCAGUGAGUAGGCUGGGGCGGCAGUGGACUCCUCCAGGCCUGAUUUUUUGGUAGUCAGCUCGGUAACUGCAACAAGAAGCUUCCUAAUUGUGGAUAUUUAGUGCAGUUACAGAGCUGUAUUUUGAUUCCAAAUAGUUUGUAAAAGAGUUCCCCUCAUAGGAGGAAGAUUUUGCGUCAGAAAAAGAAAGGAACCUAUAGCUUGGUGUCACUAACAUAAUUAUUUUAAGUCUA
Messenger RNA from Kogia breviceps (pygmy sperm whale), 2029 nucleotides. It is a transcript of the gene ENDOU, whose product is annotated as endonuclease, poly(U) specific. The record is from RefSeq and is a predicted model, not a curated record. NCBI's taxonomy places the organism in Eukaryota, Metazoa, Chordata, Mammalia, Artiodactyla, Physeteridae. Gene Ontology annotation, molecular function: RNA endonuclease activity.